CUCCCGCUGAAGAAAGUUAACCACACCCUCUGUUACUUUUGACUCUUCUCACAGACAGUGAUCACGUUCUCUUUGAUAUAGAGAGAGAAACUGAGGACAGAGAGAGAGAGGGAGAACUAGCUUGGUUCUUAUAACAGAGAAGAAAACCACCAUUUUCAACCCAAACCAAAACAUGGGUUUUGCUGUUCUUCUCAUCUCCUUCCUGAUUUUCUUCACAAACCCCUUAUGGGUUUGUGGAAACGCAGAGUUAAAAGCACUUUUGGACAUGAAAGCGCUUUUGGACCCGCAAAGCUUGUAUCUUUCUUCGUGGACCGUCAAUGGCGACCCCUGCGGCGGGUCCUUUGAAGGAAUAGGGUGCAAUGAGGCGGGUCAAGUUGCUAACAUUUCGCUGCAGGGAAAGGGGUUCACUGGGAAGCUAUCUCCCUCCAUUGCAGGGCUCAAGCAUUUGACUGGCAUUUACUUGCAUUACAACUCUCUGCAUGGAGAGAUUCCCAGAGAGAUUGCCAACUUGACGGAGCUGAGUGACUUAUAUUUGAAUGUGAAUAAUCUCUCUGGAGUGAUCCCUCCCGAGAUCGGAAAUAUGAGCAACUUGCAAGUUUUGCAACUUUGCUAUAAUCAGCUCACCGGAAGCAUUCCCACGCAGCUGGGAUCUUUGAAAAACCUGAGCGUUCUUGCUCUGCAAUCUAACCACUUAACCGGCGCAAUACCGGCAAGUUUGGGGGACUUAGAAAUGUUGAUGAGACUGGAUUUGAGUGUCAAUCAUCUUUUCGGUUCUAUUCCCACAAAACUUGCUGAUGCCCCGGUGCUUGAAGUUCUAGACGUUCGGAAUAAUACUCUAUCCGGCAAUGUACCUCUUGCUUUGAAGAGACUUAAUGAAGGAUUCUCUUAUGAAAACAAUCUGGGAUUAUGUGGAGCUGGAUUCAUGUCCUUAACCGCCUGCACUACUUCCAGUCAUCCCAACGCGAGUAGACCCGAACCCUUUGGAGCUGGCGUGCCAACAAGAGACUUCCCGGAAACUGCAAAUGUGCCUUUGCCAUGCAACCAAACUCAUUGCUCCAAUUUGUCAAAAUCCCAUCAAGCCUCUGUUGCUGUUGUUGUUGGUGUCAUUGUAGUAACUAUUGCAUUAUCAGGUGUGGUGUUUGUAUUCUUUACCCAACACCGACGCAGGAAACAGAAGCUUGGUAACUCAUUUGAUAUCGCUGAUGGCCGUUUUAGUACUGACGAGGCCAAAGCCAAUGGAGUUUACAGGAAGAAUGGAUCUCCUCUCAUCAGCCUUGAGUAUGCCAACGGCUGGGAUCCUUUAGCUAAUGGGAGGAAUUUAAGUGCGUUUGCACAAGAAGUCUUCGGUGGCUUUAGAUUCAAUUUGGAAGAGGUGGAGACGGCUACUCAGUAUUUCUCAGAGGUGAAUUUAUUGGGUAGGAGUAACUUCUCUGCAACAUAUAAAGGAAUACUACGAGACGGGUCUGCUGUUGCCAUUAAGAGCAUUGGCAAAUCAUGCUGCAAGACCGAGGAAUCUGAAUUCUUGAAGGGAUUGAACAUGUUAACCUUGUUGAGGCACGAAAAUUUGGUGAAGUUGAGAGGGUUUUGUUGCUCAAAGGGCCGGGGAGAAUGCUUCCUCAUUUAUGACUUUGUUCCUAAUGGAAAUUUGCUGCAGUAUCUUGAUGUCAAGGACGGCGACAGCCAUGUUCUUGAAUGGACUACUAGGGUUUGUAUUGUGAAGGGCAUUGCUAAAGGUCUAUCUUAUUUACAUGGAUACAAGCCAAACAAACCUCCCCUUGUUCACCAAAACAUCUCAGCUGAGAAGGUGCUGAUCGACCAGCGAUACAACCCCUUGCUUUCCGACUCUGGCCUGCACAAGCUUCUAACCAAUGAUGUUGUCUUCUCAGCACUCAAGGCCAGCGCUGCAAUGGGAUACCUAGCUCCCGAGUACACCACCACAGGACGGUUCACAGAGAAAAGUGACGUUUAUGCAUUUGGGGUGCUCAUUCUCCAAAUCCUAUCAGGGAAGCGGAAAGUCACCAGUGCAAUGCGCAUUGGGGCUGAGUCAGGCAGGUUCCAAGAUUUCAUCGACCAAAACCUCAAUGGAAGGUUCUUCGAAUACGAAGCAUCCAAGCUUGCAAAGACUGCUUUGCUUUGCACCCAUGAGUCUGCGAUUGAGAGACCUUCUAUGGAAGAAGUUGUUCAGGAGUUGAGUAAUUGUAGCAGUUGUGUCUGACUCCUGGGUGCUGUCUUUUUUGUUCAACCAUUGCGUCAGGACUAUUCAGAUUGGUAAUGGACGACUCAUGGUUAGCUGAAAACUAACUGCUAACUUCGGAUGUAAUUCUAAGGAUUUUUAUGUUGUAAUGUUGUGUCCUCUUUCUUGAGGACCAAGCUUCGUUGUGAAUGUUGUUAGACCAUUGUUUAAUGUAGCCUACUACUGGCCUUUAGAUGGUUUUUU
Messenger RNA from Pyrus x bretschneideri (Chinese white pear), 2437 nucleotides. Its product is annotated as leucine-rich repeat receptor-like serine/threonine-protein kinase At1g17230. The transcript has 4 exons. Gene Ontology annotation, cellular component: membrane. Gene Ontology annotation, biological process: protein phosphorylation. Lineage: Eukaryota; Viridiplantae; Streptophyta; Magnoliopsida; Rosales; Rosaceae. The coding region runs from base 173 to 2215 and encodes 680 amino acids. Gene Ontology annotation, molecular function: protein binding; ATP binding; protein kinase activity. The record is from RefSeq and is a predicted model, not a curated record.